Messenger RNA from Drosophila obscura, 1810 nucleotides. It is a transcript of the gene CycJ, whose product is annotated as cyclin-J. Gene Ontology annotation, molecular function: cyclin-dependent protein serine/threonine kinase regulator activity. Lineage: Eukaryota; Metazoa; Arthropoda; Insecta; Diptera; Drosophilidae. The coding region runs from base 132 to 1451 and encodes 439 amino acids. The record is from RefSeq and is a predicted model, not a curated record. Gene Ontology annotation, biological process: regulation of cyclin-dependent protein serine/threonine kinase activity; mitotic cell cycle phase transition. Gene Ontology annotation, cellular component: cyclin-dependent protein kinase holoenzyme complex; centrosome; cytoplasm. The transcript has 4 exons.
UUCGGUCACAUUGGCAGGAACCGUUAGCGCGGCCAUGUUUUUCGUGUUGUUUUUCGAAAAAAAAAAUAAAAGCCGCAAAAUCAGAAAUUCGGGCGAUUUUGUCGAAUAAAAUAAAAAUAAAGGCAUUUUCAAUGCAAUACAAUCAAAUGGCGCAAACCGCCAUCGAAGAGAAUACCUUUGCAUUUGGAAAGCAAGAUGCGCAGAGCAAGGAUCAACUAGAAAUUGAGCGUCUCUGGAAGACGCACUGGCUGACCGACUAUGCCCAGGACAUAUUUGUGAACAUGAAGGAGGCAGAGAUGCGUCGUCGUCCCAUAUUUUUCAACUCCAUGGAGCUGGACGAGCGCGCCAGUCUGUUGCAACUUUGCCAACUAGCUGCGCGCACAUACAAACUGAAUCGCGCCACUGUGCAUUUGGGUGUCUACUAUAUGGAUCGUUUGACCGAUUACUUCACGAUUAGGACCGACAAACUGCCAUUGCUGGCGCUCACAUGUCUGCACAUUGCCGCCCAGAUGGAGAACACCGAUGCGAGUGUGCCGCGCUACAGCGAACUGAACAGCCUGAUGCAGGACGGCUACACAGUUUUCGAAUACAAGGUGGUGGAGCGCAAGGUGCUGUCCUAUCUGAAUUUUGAGCUUAUGCGUCCCACCACGGCCAGCUUUGUGGAGUUUUUUGCGUGCAGCUUCCUCACGCGCGCCGACUAUGCCAACUACACGGCCAUGCUGCAGGACCGUGCUGGCGGGGAGGAUGUUCAGUACGUGCAGUACGAAAGUUAUGAAGGAAUGCUAUCGGCCCUGUCACAGCUGCUGCUCCGUCUGGCAGACUGCACAUUGAGCAUUAAUAGUUUUGCCAACACGCGACCUUCCUUGUUGGCCGCCGCCUGCAUAGCAGCGGUGCGACAUCUAAACGGACUCAAGUGCUGGACGAAAUAUCUCACCAAACUGACAUCGUAUUCAGAAAAUGUGGUUGAGCCAUUGCUGGGGAAUAUCACACAUUACUAUCACUGGUACCAGGAGAGCUAUGUGGAGCCAUAUGGCGUGAUGGCAUUCGUUGACAUGGGCCCAUCUUCGGCAGAUAGCAUUAAUCCCAAUUGGUCGACACCGGACUCUGGGAUUGGCGAGUCGGUGGUCAUAGUGGAAGAACUGCUGACCGUGGAGUAUGACAUAGGAACAGUGCAGCUGCAGCAGCAGCAACAGCAGCCAGUUGCUAGCUCCAAUCUGGCUGCAGUUGCUCAGACAGUGUUGCCGCAAGAAGCGGCCAUCUUUUCGCAAAGAGAGCCGCAGCAACAGGCUGCCUUAGCCCACGAAGAGCUGCCGGCAUCAGCAUUAGUUGCCAUAGAAAAGCCGCAGGAAUCAAUUGCAGUUGCCAUGGAGGAGCUGCAAUGUGCCUUCAAGCGCAAGCAUAUCGAAGAUGAUUGCCAAGACGAGCCGCAGGCGAAGCGUCUGCAAUGGUAGCACAAUACAUGCAAUAAAUGUACAACGAAACAUUUUGAUUGAAUGGUUUGGCUUCGGUAAUCAAUCGGUUUACCGAAAUAACCGAAACUGCUCUACAGCGCAAGCGCUGUACUAACUUGCUAAUUAAGUCCCAAAACGUAGCGGAGUAUUUCCAGGCGAUAUACCCUAUUCAAUUCGAUAUUGAACAUGCCCAUAUCGUAAUGCAUAAUGCAUUUGUAUGUACAUAUUAUGUAUAUUCCUCUUUAUAUCUUAUUUAGUGUAUAAUUGGAAUCAUUUCUCUUAUCAAAAAAUAUUACACACACACACGCACAUCAGCACAUCAGCUAAAAAAUCAACAAUACAAUAAAAAAGAGUUAUUA